Molecule: messenger RNA, 1349 nt
Organism: Siniperca chuatsi (mandarin fish)
Lineage: Eukaryota; Metazoa; Chordata; Actinopteri; Centrarchiformes; Sinipercidae
Product: prostatic spermine-binding protein-like
Exons: 5
Coding region: 455-1006 (183 amino acids)
Source: RefSeq, a predicted model, not a curated record
GUCGAUCUAAUUCUGUCAGAGCGGGUAGAGGGGGGGCACGCUGCUCUAUCUACAACCCUAGCCCCAAACAGGCAAAGGGCAAAGACAGUGACCACCUUAACUUGGUCUCUGUCUGUCUCCCCAGCCUCAUCCACUGAGACGGAAGUCAACUCUCUAGACCACCUUGCAAUCAUUUGGACCCCUCUAAAGUUUCUGACUUCUGGAACAAGAAAGGAAAAUGCAGAUUUAAGUAUUGAGAAUGGAAAAAGAGGUGUAGUGUUACCAUCAGUGUCCAAAGGGUUCGGGUUUUCCACAUAUCCUCAGCACCAGCCAUUCACAUGACGUUGCUAGAUUGGAAUUAAACACUGGGAUUAAAUCGCGCAGAGGAGUUAAGGAUCUACCAUAACUAUUUCUUUUCAUGGCGACAUAAUCUGCACAAGAUUUACUGUUGGAAAGGAACUUUUAUCUUGAAACCAUGACUGAAGCAGUUGAAGGAGGCCUCAGCAAGAUCGGCUCAGACCCCAUGAAGGUGGUGAACGAUGCCGUGGAGGAAUCAACACACGUGAUCAGUGUAAUAUUGAAAUUUGCUGCCAACCUAAUUGUUCCUGAAGAAGAUGAAGCAGAAACAGACAUCUCCGUUGCCUCCUCUGAGCACUUUGCAGAUGAUGAAGAUGAUGAGGAAGACAGUGACCUCAAAGAUGAGGACAAAGAUGUCCACGUUGACCUCGACGAUGCUGAAGAUGAGGAUGAUCGUGACAAACCCGAUGAUGUCACUGAAGAGGACAUCCACGAUGAUGAUGAUGAUGAUGAUAAAGAGGAGGAAGAGGAGGAAGUCGGUGUUCCUCCCUUUGAGAGUACAGACAGCGGAGUCUUAGGUGAUGAAGAUGAUGAUGACGACAUUGCUCUUAAAACAGAGGAAGAAACUGUCUUCAGUGAUGACAUCUCCUAUGACACAACCGAUGAUGAUGAUAAAGAUGAUGAAGAUACUGAUACCAGCUCAUUUGAGACCUUCGAUCAAGAAGGAUGAAGAAGACGACGAUGAUGAUGAAGAUAAGGAAGAUGAUGAUGAUGAUGCUGAUGACAUCUUGCUAGCAGCUGCCACUGCAACAGCGUUCACUGUCCAGGAGGAGGCAGUAAAGACUGAGGCAGACACCGGCGAGGACGAGGAUGAGGAUGACGUCAAACAGGCUGCUGAUGAAGAAAAGACUGAGGAGGAUGAAACAGAAAAAAUUGUUAUCAGUCAGCCUGCUGCUUUUGAGGAGGAGGAGGAGGGAGAAGAUGAAGAGCCGACAGCUGUACUAAAGAAAACUGUAGACGAACCCGAAGAUAAAAAAGGAGUAUGAGGAAGACGAUGAUGAGGAGAAGGCAAC